ACGCAAAAACCGAGACUCGGAUGACCACCGAAUGAACCAGUCAGGCGGUGCCCAUUCCCGUCGCCGGAAGGCUUGGACGCACCGGCGCCGGAAUUUCGGACCCCCGUCGAGUCCAUUUCUUCACUGGAAGUUCGACGACGACAAAACCACCGGUGUCGUCCAGGCCUCCGCUCGGAAGCUUGCCGCGGGGCUCUGGCAAUUGCGCUUUAACGAAAUUUCAAGGGAUCAAGACCUCAAGUUCAAUUCUGGCCCUUCUGAUCCUCCUCCGCCUCAGCUUCAGCUUGAACCGUCUUCGCCACAUCCCGAAUGUGCAUCAGAGAGUGAAACAAAGUGGAGCCCUGGCGGCUCAAAAGAAUUUGAUGACAUCUAUCGUUUUUACAACCAUGUGAAGCUUCUCAAAGAUAGGCCAGUUACUACUGGCUCUGUUGUUUCGACAAUGAAUGCAGAACUAACGGAAGCUAGAUUGUGUAUUCUUGCGCUAGAAGCUAAGCGGCAGUCCCUUAAGAAGAAAGUCAAACAUUUUUUGAGGAAGCUAGAAGAGGAAAGAAUCUAUUGGAAGAGCAGAGCACAGCAGAAAAAUCUUGCUCUUGACGAAUUGAAGGAAGAAUUAGGUAGGGAAAGGAAAAGUCGUCAGCAGGUGGAAAACCUUAACACCAAUCUGAUAAAUCAAUUAGCAGGUGCCAAGUUCUCUGCGGAGCAUUUCAUGAAAAAAUAUGAGGAAGAGAAAAAGAGCAGAAAACUCAUGCAAGAAAUUUCUAAUGGACUAGCUGAACAAAUUGGAGAAGACAAGGCUGAAGUUGAGGCAUUGAAGAGAGAAUCAAAGAAAAUUGUUGCAGAAGUGGAAGAAGAGAGGAAGAUGUUGCAGAUAGCAGAGGUUUGGCGUGAAGAACGGGUCCAGAUGAAGCUGAUCGAUGCAAAACUAACUCUUGAAGAUAAAUAUUGUCAGUUGAACAAGCUGAUAAAAGAUGUUGAAACUUUCUUAAGGUCAAGUUUUGGCACUCUGGAUAUGACGGAGUUAAGAAAAGCUGAGUUGAUCCUGCAGGCAGUUAAGUCAUUGAAUAUCCAUGGUAUUGAAGAAUUUUCUAAUGUUCCUCCAAAAUCAAAUGAUAUAUUCUCUGUUUUUGAAGAGCUCUGGCGAUGUGAAGGUAGUGAGAGGGAGAUUGAACCCUGCAUUUGUCACACUCCUUCUAGCCAUGAGGAUAAUGGGUUCAACCAAACUCAUUUGUCAAAGCAGUUGAAUUGCCAUAAUGAUUAUAAUAGUUGUUUACAGAAAGAUGCCAGAGGUUCUUGUGAUUCAUUGGAAGGGGAUAAUCCCGCAAUUGACAGGGUUGGCCAGGGAAAAACUGUUUCAAGGAGCUUUAGUGAUGGUAAUGAUAAUGCAGUCCAAUGUUCUCCAGAUAGGGAAAUCAGUGAGGUAUGCGCAGCAUCAGAGAAGCAAUCAAAGCGCAAGACAUCUUCUGCAUCUAAGCUUUGGGGAUCAUGUCCAAGCAAUGGUGAGUUUUAUAAGAUAGGCUUUGAUGAGGGUGAAGGGAGGCUUUCAAAUGGGAUAACAUCACGUUGGGGAGAAAAUUCAAAUAAAGGGUUGUUUGAACAUGAUACUACACACAGGUAUUCAGCUGGACAGAGGAUCCCAACAGACACAGUGAAUCCACACAUAACUCGAGGGAUGAAAGGGUCCAUCGAAUGGCCUCGAGCCAUUCAAAAGAAUGGUUCGAAGGUCAAGCUUUGGGAUGCAAAAAUAGAAAGCCAGAAAUCACAGUGGCGUCAUGUUCUUAAACAGAAGGCUAGGUGAAUUAGGAGCUUAUACAUUAGAAGUAGACACUUGUUUUCUUUUCUUAGUUUUUGGUUGCUAUACUUCACUGUAUUGUAUGUUUAUUUGGACACAAAUGAGA
Prunus mume (Japanese apricot) is the source of this 1892-nucleotide messenger RNA. RefSeq lists its product as uncharacterized. NCBI's taxonomy places the organism in Eukaryota, Viridiplantae, Streptophyta, Magnoliopsida, Rosales, Rosaceae. The record is from RefSeq and is a predicted model, not a curated record.